CCGGGGUAUCGCCAACCAGCGGAACCACCACUCUCAACAGAUCUUCGCAGAUGAUGACAUCAUGCAGUGUUUCUGUACUCAGUCUCCCCUCAACAUCCUAGUACCCGGCUCCAGCAUAGCAGGUCCCUGCCUCGCCUUCUGGCUCCACAAACUCAUCCCAAUAUGUAGCAUCACCAUCCUCGAGCGCUCUCUCGUCCCGCGUCACCACGGCCAAGCAGUAGACCUACGCUUAGCAUUCGUCCCAAUUGUGUCGAAAAUGGGUUUACUGGGUGCCGUACGCGGCAAGACCACUACCGAAGAAGGCGUGCAGUUUGUGCAUGCGGAUUGCAGGACGAGAGCUACGUUUCCAUCGAGUGGAAACAUUGAAGCACAGAGUGAGACGAGUGAAUUUGAAGUGCUGAGGGGGGGAGGGGGGUUGGCAAGGGGGUCUGUACAUUUUGCAACCGCUAUAUUCAUGGACGCGACGGAAAACCUAGAAAGAGUUAAUUAUAUGUUCGACGAGGCGAUAUCUUCGAUUAAAGAGGAGAACGACCAGAUCAAAGUCACAUUUUUCAAUCGCCUACCACCAGCACACUUUGACCUUGUCGUCGGAGCAGACGGCAUGACAUCCCGCACGCGCCAUCUAGUCUUCGGCCGUAGACCCAAUACGCAGUCCUAUUCACCAUGCCACGCACCGACUCGGUAUACUGCACCGCGCGGCCGGCUUCUCUUACUUCGCCCAAACAGCUACGGGAACAGGAGAACUUAUAUGGUCGUCACCGACUCAAAUUUGUCCCGCUUUGAGGAUAUCGACGAGGCGAUGAGAAAGGAUGAUGGGAAAACGCAGGAGGCCCGGUUUGAGAAGAAAUCAGAAGGCGCGGGGUUCGUGAAUGAGAGGUGUGUAAGGGAGACGCAGAAGGCUGGGGAUUACUAUGUACAGCAGAUCGCGCAGGUUAAGAUGAAAAGCUGGAGCGAUGGAAAAGCGGUGCUGUUGAGUGAUGCUGCGUAUUUCCCUCCUCCGAUCUCUGGCGUGAAAGCGCAGAGACUGAUACCUGGCGCGUCGCAGGUAGCUAACCCGCAGACGGAGUGGGGAGUAUGGAUAUUCAAUAAAAUCACGGGCGUUGCUUCAAGUGCGAUUGUGAAGGGGCUUGGUGGCGUUGUUGGGAGAUUCUUGACGGCUUUUGGUGGCACAGCAGAUUUUCCAUUUCCAGAGUAUGUGGUUUCAACGACAGGAGGAGAUUGA
Molecule: messenger RNA, 1222 nt
Organism: Macroventuria anomochaeta
Lineage: Eukaryota; Fungi; Ascomycota; Dothideomycetes; Pleosporales; Didymellaceae
Exons: 5
Coding region: 62-1222 (386 amino acids)
Source: RefSeq, a predicted model, not a curated record